This is a messenger RNA of Pisolithus orientalis, 1289 nucleotides long. RefSeq names its product phytanoyl-CoA dioxygenase. The transcript is spliced from 5 exons. The coding region runs from base 207 to 1028 and encodes 273 amino acids. Lineage: Eukaryota; Fungi; Basidiomycota; Agaricomycetes; Boletales; Pisolithaceae. The record is from RefSeq and is a predicted model, not a curated record.
ACCGAGGUUUCCGCACUGCGAACUUAGUCUUUGUUGCCCACUGGUUUGCUGUGGAUCGGCUACAAGGUUGUAGUAAGGAACAUAGCCCAAUUGUACCCCUCUGAAGAUUUAAAAAGCUGGAAAGAUGGUCGACGAGAUUCAGAAACCAAAUACCACACCACCCAGUCCUUCCAGUCACAAAGCCUACACCCUCCUGAAUAUCCACAAUGGUCUUCCACACUCGCGUCGCACUCGCUGAGGAUUACGACCUCUCCCAGUCUCAGAUUAAUGAGUACCAGAACAAUGGUCACAUCCUGCUAAGGAAUGUCAUUCCCGAGUCGGAGAUUGCUGAAUUGCGCACUGCCGUCUUGCGAGCGCAUGAAGCUCUCAAAGCCGAAGAAGAAGACUUCCAGAAGGCAUUCCGCAUCACCCAAAACCUAUGGGAAAUUAACGACGUCGUGCGAGCACAUGUCUUGUCUAAGCGUUACGCAGGAAUCGCUGCAAAGUUCUUGGGCUGCCGCGACGUGCGGGUUUACCACGACCUCACCUUCUUCAAGGAGGGUCUUGGUAAGGGCAAGCCGACACCAUGGCACCAGGACGGGCACUACUGGCCCCUUGACACGGAAAAGUGCAUAACCCUUUGGGUUCCGCUUCUCGAUUGCCCGGUAGACAUGGGUCCGAUGUCGUUCGUGUCGGGUUCACAUCUCAAUAAAGAUGCUGAACAUCUGCCGAUUUCCGAUGAGAGCGAUGAAUAUAUCAGAAAUUUGGUAGAGAAAGAAAACCUGUCUGUGGCCCCCGCGCAACAUAUGAAUGCAGGAGAUGCAACAUUCCACUCGUGCUGGACAUACCAUGCUGCAGCAUCCAACACGACAGAAAACACUAGAAUUGCAUUCGCUAUCGCGUACUAUGAUGCCGAUGCAACGAUUCCCCUGGAGCCGCCAACCAAUGAGCGGCGUGCGGCGAACUUGGCAAGGUGGUUCCCUGGGGCCGUACCCGGUGGGCCUGCGGCCACUGAAAUAAACCCUGCUAUCCUUUCUCCCCGUGAUUGAUGGAACAUUGACACGUGCUAUUUAAGGCGGGCGUGUAGGCGAAUUCCUUCUUUGAGUAGAUAUCCUGCUGGUUCAGAAUUACUACCAUAAUAACCCCACUUCGAAGUUGGACACUGGCACAUACUUUAUAAUAUAGUUUAGAAGGGUUAUGUAGCUUGUGUAUAAUGUCCUGCGCUGCGAAUUCCAAGGUGAUUAUUUAUGCGCAAACUGAAGCAGCCCAACGGCUCUUAGUACCUCAUAUAAAGCAGCAAGCCGAUAGUG